Durusdinium trenchii is the source of this 6894-nucleotide messenger RNA. Lineage: Eukaryota; Dinophyceae; Suessiales; Symbiodiniaceae. The record is from the annotation of a GenBank genome assembly.
AUGAAGUGUCGCUUUUGCCGAACAAUUCGUCGAGUGCUAGCUGUCAUUGGCUGUGGUAGUGCACUAUCAUGGACCUUUGCCGUGCCCAACAAACGGCCUGGUCUUUUGGCAGAGGAGAGUCGAAGACUCUUGGAGCUUCCACAGGACUUUUUCGGGAAAGGCUAUGACGUGGUGAAUCUUGUCGCCAAGGGAGCACACCAAGAGGUGAAACUAAAGUUCAUGCUGGACACAGGCCUCACCACGUCUUUGCUUCUUCCAAAGCGAGCAGAAGAGCUCGGUCUGAGGCCACAAGGCGCUUCUGAUUCCAAGGUGGUGUUGGAGGAUGUGUGGCUUUCUGACAUCCAAAUUGGCCCAUUGAGGCCGUUGGUGAUGGACUUUUAUCAGAGCAGGCUGGAUGACAGCAGUUAUAUAGAUGGAAUGCUUGGUAUGGAGUUCUUUGAGAGGUUUGCAGUUGAGUUGGGAACAGAAAUACGUCUCUACGAGGCUGACACUGGAGAGCAAGCUGCUUUGCGCAACGAGAUGAUUCGCUUGACAACAGCUCCUCUUCCUGCCCGCCUUUUGGGAGUCAACGUAUGCGUUACCGGCAAGGAUGCACGUGUUAAGGGUGUGUUGGACACUGGAGCUUCGUUUACCGUUCUAAACUGGGCGGCCGCUGAAUCCCUUCUUGAGACUGUGGAGGCAGAUGCGGAAGAACUUUUGCAGCGAGGAGGCGUUACCUCGCUCGACACGCGGGGUCAAGAGCUACUGAUGCCCAUCAUGGAGGCCAACUUGGAGAUCCAUGGCGCUGGUCGGGAACCUCCAGGGUGUUGGACUCCACAUCCAAUUCAGGUUGCGGUGGGAGAUGUUGCCAGCUUCAAACAGCCAGAGCUCCAGAAGGGCACCUUGACAUUCCAACAUGCAGACAAAAGAGCACUGAAGAUCCUUAGCAGCUUUACCACGACUCGCAUUUGGCUUGGUACUUUGAACUUGUCAGCCUUAGAGACAGCCGCCUCGCAGCACAACCUUCAGGUGCUUGAUCUCAAAGACCACAAGAUCUCUGCCAUUCCCAAAGAGGUUGUCAGUGCUUUUACGCAUGUCAAGGUCUUGGAUUUGCGAAAGAAUGCGUUGGAGGAACUAUUGAGAGAUAUUUCCUUGAUGCAUGACUUGGAGGACUUGCUCCUGGACCAAAAUCGGCUUCGGGAACUUCCUGAUGAGGUAUGCCUCUUGCCGAAUCUCAAGGCUUUAUCAGUUAGUCAAAACUUGCUGAAAACACUCCCAAAGGCUGUGGGGUCUAUGAAGUCACUCAAAAGUCUCAAUCUGGGUGACAAUUUCAUAGAAGAAAUUCCAAUGGAAUUGGGUCAGUGCAGAGAGCUGCAAACACUGUAUUUGCAUCACAAUAGUUUUACGAUCCUGCCAUCUAGCAUGGCGCUCCUGGAGAACUUGCAGGAAUUAGCGCUUGAAUGGUUCAGGUACACAACACCUCCGCUGCCGCGUGUCAUCAAAGGCUCAGAAUGGCAGCAGAUCAUCACCAAGCUCAGAGAAUUGUGCCGGGACAAGAAGGACGGCCGGGUAACUUGCAUCGAGGUCCUUUCGGAGUUUUCACAGAAGGCAUUUGAUGCAAACGCCAUUGAUUCCAAGCGACGAACCAGGCUUCAUGUGGCAUGCCUGGAAGGGCAUGUCGGUGUUGCCCUUGCUUUGGCUGAAAUGACGCAGUCAAAGAACGACUCACUAGACUGCGAAGGAUAUUCACCGUUGCUGGUAGCCGUGCGGGAGGAACACCCAGACAUAGCAAGUGCUUUGGUCAGAACUGGCGUCGAAGUAAAUCGCGGUGGUGGCCUUUUCGGGUCUCCGCUGCACGUUGCAACCGUGAACUUUGACCCUCAAAUGGUGAUGCUUCUCAUUCGGGGCAAAGCAGAUGUCAACCAAACUGAUGCCGAUGGCAACUGUCCACUUCAUGUGUUGAUGUCUGUCUUUGACAAGGGGGGAAAACGUGCUGCGACGAUUGGAAAGAUCCUUUUGCAGCACAAUGCUGACUGCAACAUGAUGAACAGUGACAAGUGGGCUCCAUUACAUCUUGCUGCGAGAAGAGGCCAGCUCCGGGGGAUUGCCUUUGUGCUGAGUAACCUGGAUACCGCCGACGCAGCCUGCCAAAAGGGAGAAUGCAAUCACGAGGCAAGCAAGAAGCAGCUGCCAAAAAUUGCGGCCAGAAUCAGAACCUGCCCACGCGCAUUCGAUCUCAACCUCAGGGGUGGCUCACACUUGUGGACGCCAUUGCAUCUCGCCGGACAUGCCUGCCACGUCAAUGUUGUACAAGUUCUGAUCGAGGCAGGCUCAGAUGUUUUUCUGAGAAACAUCGAUGGGAGAACCGCAAGGCAUGUUUCCAAAGGAAAUCUUGCCAUCUCGAAGCUUCUCAGGAAAGCCGAGGACGAGUGGCUAUGGUAUCGUAUUCAUCAAGGCUUCUCUGACAUGAAGGAGACAGUGAAACCAAUGGGAGAUGUGAGUGCUGCUGCUGAGCCCUCUGCUGACGUUACAGCUUCACCACGGGAGAUCUCCAAGGUCACGCAUGAGAUCUUGGACACCUUCAAAGUGGACGAAGAAGAAGAUGAUCCGAUUGAGGAGAUUGCCAAAAACAUUGAAGGUCCGGCCAAAAGAGGUUCUGGCAGCACUGCGCCAGCUACCCCACAAGGCCCUCCAGAUCCUGCACGGCCGCAGCUAAGAACAGCAUCAAGGCCCAAGAUGCAGAGGAUCACUGAAAAGUGCCAAGACUCUUACUUUUCCAAGGAAGAGCUUCAAGCCCUUCAAACCAUGAACUUUGGGAAGCCUGCUCAGGGAGGCAAAGAGGUCUUUGUAGAGGAACUCAGCAAACUUUUGCAGACUGGGCCAAAGCAGCGACUGCCCUACUUGCUGUCAAAACAAUGGGUCAAGGAGAUUAUACCAGAAGUGGUUGCGGACGAGGAAAACCACGCCCUACUUCUUGAUCCAGACCUUGUUUGCAACGAGGACUUACUCAGAUUGCUUGUCAGCAAUUUGCCAUUAGAGAGGCUGAGCAUGCUUGGCAGCAUGCGGAGCAGCGAUCAGGACACAUUGCUCCACAUUUUGUGCAGAGGCGUGCGUGCAUCAGCAAGCUCUGCUGCCGACACGUUGUUGUUCCUUCUGAUGGCAUGUCCUGACAACACCUUUGACUUGGAGGCAAGGGAUCUAAGAGGGCAAACAUGCUUGCACCUUGCAUCACAAAGUGGAGAUCUAGGCCUUGUGCAGGUCUUGCUGGACAAUCGAGCGCAACCAAACGUGCAAGAGGAGACGACUGGCUGGACUCCGCUUCACUUUGCAGUUUCGAAGGCUCAUUACAGCAUCAUUCUACAACUGCUGCAGCAUGGAGACACCGAUGUCAACCAGGUAGACAAGUUUGAGUGGCCUCCUAUCCUGGAAGCGUGUUCCAGGCUUGAUGCUCGAGCCACAUCCCUGCUAGUAAAUGGCAAAGCCAAUCUGUCUUUCCGGAACCAGCACCAGUUUGACGUUUUGAAGGCAGUGGACACAUCAAAGAAGGACUUGGCCGCCAAGCGGUGGAUGUCGUGCUUGGUGGUAAGCAACGGCUUCCGAUUUCAGGAGACCACCGUGCAGCUGACUGCUGAGGACCGGGAUACUCUGCAACGGGAACAUGCCUUUUUCAACAGCCGGACCAUUCCAGCCACACGUCCUCCUUUCUUUGUGCCGGAUCACCUGGCCCCACGAUGUCACAACUGCAAGGUUCUUUUCUCUGGUUCAGUUCGUCGCUACCAUUGCCGCAGUUGUGGGCUGGUGCUUUGUGGCAACUGCUUCAAAUGGAGGCCUUGGGAGGUGCGGUGCAUGAAGCGAGGCCCAUCUCAAGAGCGAGAAAGUCAGGUGAAGAGACCUAAGGAGAUGGAUGGAGCCGCAGCUCCUGCCAUCUCGGCGGACAAAGAGCACGUGAUGCUCGUCAAGGUGUUGCAGCUGACGCAGCAGCCUGCACAAAAGCUUAGCGUGUCCAAUGUUGGUGAGUUUCUGGAUAACGAGGCCUCUAGAAUCGCUCAACAGAGAGGUUUGGAAGAAGCAGUGAUGUUCCUUGCCCAGGGAUGGAGGAGAUCUGAGGAAGGAGGAGUGGUUCCUUCCACCUGGGAUGGCAUUGCGCCACUGCAAGAGGCGGUUCAAACAGCCUCACUCGCGCUUUUGCUGGGUGCCUCCUCUGACCAGAAGGUCACACUCAUCCUUGGGCUUCUGAACAAUCGUGUGCCAAUAAGGCUCAUGAAUGAGCUCUUGCUCGCAGCUGCUGAGGAUGAUGCAGUUCCUGCAGUGCUGGUCUCCAGACUAGCAGUGCAAUUGAAGGGCCGGACUCUGAAUGACCUUCGAAACCAGCAGUUCAGCCAAUUGAUCCAUGUGCUGCGGGCAAAAAGACCAGACAAGAAAGAUAGCAAAUAUGUAAAUGCAUUGGUGUCCUCUCCUCUGAAGGAGGAAUUGUGGAAGCCACCUUUCGAGGCAAAGUUUGUUUGGAGAGACAAGAAGAAGAAUGUCAUAGCACAACAGAACGAGGGCCUCUUCUUGCAGGAGAGCUCUCUGUUGGGAUGGGCACUAUCGCCGUCUGCGCUGGACAGUGCUUUGGUGCCACCCUCAAAGGCACACCUCACAGAGGCCGGCUCCAAGGAGUGGGACCAUCUCACACGAGCCACACGUGGCCGAGUUGAAGGGCUACAGAAAGGUUUGCAAACAAAGCUCGCAAGUUCUCAGGACCAGGCAGCAGAAUUCGUAGACAUCCUGCUUCGGGCAGGGGACGAGCCAAGAGUGGCGGUGUUGGAAUGGCUUGGAGCCCUCAUCACAACAGCGGAACCUCGUGGUAAGCAGGGCCAGCCUGCUCCAGAGGGGUUUAACUUUUGGCCUCAGUAUGGCAAUCAUGUUAUUGAUUGCCUGCAGCAGCAAGAACCUGGAGCUUUCGAGAGGUCCAUGAACAACUUGCUUUUGUUGCAGGCUAUUCAUGCGCGCCUUCAGGGCUUUCCCACAAGUGGGAUGGCUCUAAACACAUUCACGCUGUUGCUGCACUUGUGCAAGCCUAUCAAAGCUGAAGCGGCAUCCAGUGUGUCGGUCUUCUUCCCUGUGCGUGAGGAUGCCCAGCAGCUCUUGGGGAACUAUCACAAGGAGGCUCGAUUUGGCGAAAAGGAGCAAAUCGAGGCUGCAACUGAGAGUGCCAAGAGCGACCCUGGCUACACUGCACCACCAAGCGACAAAACCCUCUUUAAGUCCCAGAUUUUUUGGCUUGCCAUAAAGGGUGUUGGCUAUUUGCUCAUGCCAGUAGCGAAGGAAUCUUUCCAUUCUUGGCAAAAUCUCGCUUCUGCUUUUUAUGAUAAGGACAGGGAGAUUUCGGAUGGGGCCACACGUGAGUUCCUCAUUGCAGAGGCUGCAUUAAAGGAGCCGCGCUUCCUUGAGCGUUUGGGGCAUCUCGUCGACUUGAGCUUCAGAUUCCUACAGCACGCAGCUGCAGGAGGCAAACAGGCCUUGCCGCCUCCUGCUCCUGGUCCAACUUGGCAUGUGCUUCCCAGUUCCGUUCUGGAAAAUGUCCUGGAACUCUGUGAUAUUUAUCGUGAUCGAGACAGGAAGAAGACUGGUGGCAUCCCAACUGGACUCUUCACUUACGUGGAUCCAGACCCAGUGCUCACCACACUGUGCAUAGUUAUGGCCUCCGAAGAUCACGUCCGAGAUCCGUCGUUGCGGGGGAGGGCAGUCAAGCUCUUGCAUCGGCUGUGCUUUGGCUUCCGCUCUUGGCGGGACAAGCUGAACCACCCUCCUCUUGACAAGCACCUGAUUCCAUGUUUGGUAAAUGUGUUUAUUGCGGUCGAGAAAGCAAUCAUGAGCUACUACGAUCUCUCUUACCGGUACAAGUACGAGUUGCGCGUUCCUGUGAUGGACCUCUUCGACUUGACUCUUCAAACCGAGGGCCACAGACAGGUGCUUGACCAGUUCAUCAGAGGAGAAGGAAAUGACAAGUUCCUCAAGUUGCUGACGCAGCUGAUCAAUGACAGCAACUCUCAGAUAGAGGAGGCUAUCCGAACGGUGAAGGAGUUUCAUGAUAAGCAAAGCCAAAGUGCAAGCUCUUCUGGUCCUUCCGCUCAACGCCACGAUGAGCAGGUUUUGGACGACGACCGAACAGGUGAUGGCGACGAAGCAGAAGACAUCUAUCGCCGGAGCCGCAUGAACUACAAGGAACAUGCAAAGAAGUACUUUGGUCUGGCUGCAAGGACGUGGAAGCAAAUGUGGCUACUUUGUAAGCUUUGUGCUCCUGUCAUUGUUGAAGGCCGUGGAACGCUCGAGCAGCUCCUGCAUUCAUCCUUUGACGCGCAAUUGCAUUAUCUUGUAGGCCCUGAGAUGAAAUCAAUCAAGGCUUCUCCUCAAGAGUACGAUGAGCUUGGCUUCAAUCCAAAGGAGCUUAUCAAGCAGAUAGUUGAGAGCUACCUUUUCCUUGCAAAAGCCAACAAAGCAGAGGUCGUUCGAGUGGUUGGGAAGGAUGAGAGAUACUACAGUAGCAAGACGUUCAGCAAAGCUUGCAGCUUUGUCAGGAAGUAUGGUCUUCUACAAGGUAGUGAUCUUGAGGAUUUCGAGUCAUUCUGCAAGGAGCUUGCUGACACAGUUUCCGCGCACCGGGCAGCAUUUGACGAGGCUGAUAUUCCUACAAAUUAUUUGUGCGAGCUGAUGGCGGACAUCAUGAGUGAUCCAGUGAUGUUUCCGCAGAGCCGCAAGGUUGCAGAUCGUACCAUUGCUCUUCGAGUCAUCAUGAGCAGCGAUAGAGAUCCUUUCGCCAACACGCCAGUCAAGGUGGAGGAGUUGAUACCGAUGACAGAACUCAAGGAAGAGAUACACAGAUUUGCAAAGGAGAAGGGCAUUGCCUUGGAGGGCGGCAACAUGUUCGACUGA